AUGUCUUCAGCAACAACAGGGCCGGAUCGGCCGUCGGCGGCUGCCGAGGUUGCCGCCGCCCUCCAUGAUGGAAAGAGACAUCUUCUGCUCGCGGCCAGCGGCUCUGUCGCCACGAUCAAGCUGCCCUUGAUCGCCGCUGCUUUCUCGCGCGUGCCAAACCUAUCUAUCCGGAUCAUCCUGACGCCCAGCGCCGCUCAGUUUUUGCAGGGCCAAGCCGCUGAGCAGCCCGCCGUCGAUUCUGCCGCUUUGCGAGGCCUACCAAACGUCGACGCCAUCUAUGUCGGCGAGGCGGACGAGUGGAACCCGCCCUGGACACGCGGGGCGCCCAUCCUGCACAUCGAGCUCCGCCGCUGGGCCGAUUUGCUGGUCGUGGCGCCGCUGUCGGCGAACCUGCUAGCCAAAAUCGCCAACGGUCUGUGCGAUACGCUGCUCACAAGCGUGAUUCGUGCGUGGGAGACGGAUCCGGCGCUGGGCAAGCGGAUCCUGGUGGCGCCGAGCAUGAACACGGCCAUGUGGAACCACCCGCUGACGGCGCGGCAGCUGGCGACGCUGCGGGACACAUGGGGCGUGAAGCCGCCCAAAGUGGCUACGACGGACGAGGACGGCGAACGCGACGCGGAAGAAGCAGAGCCAACAGGCUGGUACGAAGUGUUGUUGCCCCAAAGCAAAGGACUUGCAUGUGGCGACGUUGGCCAAGGGGCGAUGGCCGACUGGCGCGACAUUGUGCUAGUCAUCCGAGACCGGCUCUCGCUAUCGGCCGAGUAUUUCGCAGAGGUGUCGUAG
Molecule: messenger RNA, 783 nt
Organism: Sporothrix schenckii 1099-18
Lineage: Eukaryota; Fungi; Ascomycota; Sordariomycetes; Ophiostomatales; Ophiostomataceae
Product: phosphopantothenoylcysteine decarboxylase
Exons: 2
Coding region: 1-783 (260 amino acids)
Biological process (GO): coenzyme A biosynthetic process
Cellular component (GO): phosphopantothenoylcysteine decarboxylase complex
Molecular function (GO): FMN binding; phosphopantothenoylcysteine decarboxylase activity
Source: RefSeq, a predicted model, not a curated record